Molecule: messenger RNA, 3903 nt
Organism: Anopheles stephensi (Asian malaria mosquito)
Lineage: Eukaryota; Metazoa; Arthropoda; Insecta; Diptera; Culicidae
Gene: Wdr33
Product: pre-mRNA 3' end processing protein WDR33
Exons: 7
Coding region: 701-3496 (931 amino acids)
Cellular component (GO): mRNA cleavage and polyadenylation specificity factor complex
Molecular function (GO): protein binding
Source: RefSeq, a predicted model, not a curated record
UGUGCACGAGUCGGUUGUCAAACGCCGUCAGAAAAAUGGUUGGCCGCAGAAAUCACGCGUAACAUUCACCUGUGCACAAAGCGGAACAGGGAAUAUUACCCAGCCGAGAGAGUUUAGCUACUUUCAUUCUUUUAGUAAAUUUGUUGCGAAAUAAGUUCCCGGUAGAUCGAACUCCAGUAGGCAUAUCCCGGCCCGAGUGCAACGAAAGCAAGCAACAGUGCAAACAAGAAGUUCCCGGACGGAGCUGCGUUACUGCGGGGACGGCCGUACCUCUUUCGGUAGACGACGUGCAGAUAAUGCAAGCAACAUAUAGAAUCCAUUGAUUUGGUUACCGUGUUGAUCGUUGUGUUAUCAUCUUUUUCACUCCCAAUCGGAAUAAAGUUAGUGUGCUCUGUUGGAAGCGUUGUUGCCCAGACCGCCGCGUGCUAGAAAGUGAACCAGUGUGUGCUUUUUUUUUCUUCUACCUACCACGGAUACAGUUCCGUGUUGGUCAAUGUGCAGUAUGUGGCAGUACGGUAGCUUGGUGUGUAAAUAGUGCGCAGUUACUUACCGCCGUGGCCAGAUCAUUGUGUGUUCCGCAGAAUAAUCCUUGAUCCGCAAGCUCUUGUAUCCAGUUAUUAAGUGUGCGUGUGUGUGUGUUUGAGCUGGUUCCGUCGGAGAUCAUUCCACUACCUGCCGUGACCGAUUCCGGAGUUCCGGAAUGGAAUUCUCACAGCCACCACCGGCCGUCGAUGCGGCACCGUCGCAGCAACAUUUCGCCAAUCCGCCACCCAUUAACCGUAUCCUAAGCUACCAGCAUCCACAGCCUCCUAAGCAGCAGUUCAAUUUCUACCACCACAAACCGUACCACCACUUCAAUGGCUUUCGAGGCAGCGGACCCAUGUCGCAGGAUGACUUCGAUGGCAAGCGGCUCCGGAAGUCGGUUAUGCGUAAAACGGUGGACUACAAUGCUUCCAUCAUUAAGGCGCUCGAGUGCCGCACCUGGCAACGGGACCAUCGGGACAGACGUGCCCUGCAGCCGGAAAGCAUCUACAUUCCCGAACUGUUGCCUCCGCCAAGCUACAUGGACAAUCCGAGCAAUGCGGUCACCACGCGUUUCGUCAAGACGGCAACGAACAAGAUGCGUUGUCCAAUCUUCACGCUUGCCUGGACUCCGGAAGGACGCCGGUUAAUUACGGGCGCAAGUUCCGGCGAGUUUACGCUGUGGAACGGGCUUAUGUUUAACUUCGAGACGAUUCUACAGGCACACGAUGUCUCGGUGCGAACGAUGGUAUGGUCACACAACGACAACUGGAUGGUAACGGGCGAUCACGGCGGGUUCGUCAAGUACUGGCAGUCGAACAUGAACAACGUGAAGAUGUUCCAGGCGCACAAGGAUCCGAUACGCGGAAUCAGUUUCAGUCCUUCCGAUGCAAAGUUUGCGAGCUGCAGCGAUGACGGUACGGUGCGGGUGUGGGAUUUCCUGCGCUGCCAGGAGGAACGGGUGCUGCGUGGGCACGGUGCGGACGUGAAGUGUGUUCAUUGGCACCCGCAGAAGGCGCUGAUCGUGUCCGGCAGUAAGGACAACCAGCAACCGAUCAAGCUGUGGGAUCCCAAGUGCGGCCAGGCGCUUGCUACACUACAUGCCCACAAAUCGACGGUGAUGGAUUUGAAGUGGAACGAUAACGGCAACUGGCUGGUAACGGCCUCCCGGGACCACCUGUUGAAGCUGUUCGAUCUGCGAAACCUCAGCGAAGAGGUGCAGGUGUUUCGUGGCCACAAGAAGGAAGCGAGUGCCGUAUCGUGGCAUCCGAUCCACGAGGGUUUGUUCGCUUCGGGUGGGUCCGAUGGGUCGAUCCUGUUCUGGAACGUCGGUACGGACAAAGAGGUUGGCAGCAUCGAUAUGGCGCACGACAGCAUCGUCUGGACGCUGGCAUGGCAUCCGCUCGGGCACAUACUCUGCUCGGGCUCGAACGAUCACACGGUCAAGUUCUGGACGCGCAAUCGACCCGGCGAUCAGAUGCGUGACAAGUACAAUCUCAACACGCUGCCCGCCAGCUUGGCCGGGUUGGACGAGUGCGAGCUGGAGGAGCACAUCGUCAUCCCGGGCAUGGGUCCGGAGGAUAAGGUGGACAUUGUGGAAAGCAUUGCGACGAAGGAGGCGGGUCCGAUUCCGGGGUUGGAUCUGAACCUGAACAGCUUUAAUGAGAAGAUGCGCGAGAAGAAGAUACCGUACAGCAAGCCGAUCCCGCGCAACUUCCAGGCCCAGUGGAACGAAUCGAGCAAGCUGGACGAUCAUUCGACGACGGCGGAAGAAAUUAAGGAGGUGAUCUCGCAGAUCGUCGACAGUGGGCCGGCUGCGCCGAAGAAACCGCUCCCGACCGCCAUUUCGCUGUACGAGCGUACGAUCGCGGUGAUACCGGACAGUCCACUAGAGCAAGCAAUCAGCGAAGGAACGGAAGCGCUGAAUCGAUUCAUCGAGCAGGGUGGCAUUCCGGAGCUGCAUGACAUAUUCCCACCGAUCGCCGAACCGGACCCAUCGUCUGCGAACGGGGAUGACGGAGACCAACCUCCCAAACCGCCAGCCAAACGGGCGAGAGUCGACGUGGAGCCAAAGUUCUUUUACGGUCCGCUACCGUUCAUUGUGGAUCCUCCGGAGCAAUCGCGUGAUUCGCUCCAUUCGAUGGAAGAUGCGGCCGGAUCACGGUCGAAGGAUGAUCUUACGUUCGAUCCGAAGCUUCCGUCGCUGCUGCAGCUCGACGUAAAUCCACCGAUAACGGUAGAGUUCAAUACGAGCGAUCCGGUCGAUAUUGCGGCCACUCGAAACAGCUGGAAGGCGGGACGGGAAAAGCACCGCGAAAAGCGUGACCUCGAGGAGGAUAAAAAGAUCUGGAAAGAGUACAAUGAUCGCAACUGGGACGAGGAGGACAACGAUGAUUCGGUGAUGAUCGUGGAACCACCCACAUCUUCGUCGGCCAUACGAUCCGAUACGCCCCUUAGUCAAAACACCAACAGCAACGGGCAGUGGAUGCCGGAAUAUGAUAAUGAUCUGCCACCAGGACCGCCGCCCGGUAUGCACGGUUUGGCACCGUGGCAGAUGCCAAACAAUAGUGGUGGUGGUGGGAAUCAGCAUCCGGGUGGGAUGCCUCCGUUCGGUGGGUUUGGCGGUGAUGAUGACGGUGGUCGAGCGAUGGACGCAUUUAAUCUACAGCGACCACCACCACCGAUCCCGGGUGGACCGCCGCCACCAUUCGGCAAUCCGAAUCCAUUCGCGAUGAUGGGUGGCCAGAAUGAGGACGAUGGUGGAGGCUUUCCAAACAACAACAACCAUAACGCCGGCGGCGGCAAUCAUAGGAACGAAUUCAAUCGGAAUGAAUCGGAUUGGAUGCGCAACGAAGGCGGUGGGAAUCAUAGGGGAGGCAAUCACAGGAAUCGGGGAGGCGGUGGUAGAGAUUUCCGGGACGAUCGAGGUGGUGGUGGUCGAAGGGAUCGUGGGUUUGGAAGGCGAAGAAACUAGGAAACCUCACUUUUGCGUGUGCCGUGCCUCGUACCUCGGUAGAAGGUUGUACGCAUGGAAUGGGUGGGAAGAUGAUGGGGCAUGUGUAUGAUUGUGUGUGUGAUUGUUGCAUACGGCGAGAAGGACGUGUAUUCAUAGAAAAAGUUAGCAUUUAAGAAAAAGUAUGCUCUAAGUCCCCAUGUACAAAUGACUGUUCCCAAUAGUAGCGGAUAGAGCCAAUAAAGAAGAUGAGUCUGCAUGAACGGCAGAUCUUCAAGGAUAGUUUCGCCGUGGCCGUGAGAUAAAACCUAGGAAUGGAUAAAUUGAUAGCACGGUUUUAAAUGAAUGAGAUGAUGUUAGCAACAGCAGUGGAAUUGUGUCAAACGAUUUAAGAGGUGAGAAAAUUAUUAAACGAGUUCUAAAUUGAA